CCAAGCGACUUCUCUUCCUGAGCUCCCCUUGCUUUUCUGGUGUGUCGUUCUUGUCCCCGGCCUCCACCCAUUUGCAGCGACUUCCCAGGGGUUCAAAUGAGCGACAGUACUCAGGUCUCCAGCAGAUAGAAAAGUUCAGAAAACAUUUAAGGAUGGCACAAAGGACCGAGUCAUUGAGGAAGAUGCAGCCAUACGGGGGUGUUUGCUUUUCUUUGGACCUAUUGUUUGGAGUCGCCGAUGGAGCGCCUACCGCGGCCUCUCUUCCUGGGGUCGCAGGACAGCGGCUCUGUCCCCACAGUGCGCCUGCUCUGGAAGCCCGCGUUCUAGAACGUCGGCGCCGGGCAGGGCGAGGGCGGGCCUCUCGGAAGACUCCGGUUGCCCCACCAGGCUGAGGCCGCCAGGGCGGGGUUCCAGGGCGACCGUGACGUGUCAGGCCGCGCUGAGGAAACAGGAAGCUGCUAAGAUGCUCGGCCCGGGCUCGGAGGACAGGUAAAGGUGCUCUGAUUUGGGGGAGCACAAGCGAACCCAGAGCCUUUCAUACUUCAGAUAGUCUCAUCUACCAGCUGCAUUCUUUAAAGGUACAUGGCUAAGACCUGGACACCAUUUGCACCUUACCCAGGAUUCUACAAUUUUCUCACGGCGAGUUCUUGGUGGAUCUGAUUCUUGGUUGCUGGCAACUUCUGCACAGGAGAAAUGGCGACGAUCAGUCUUGGGUUUGGAAGGCAGAAUUUUCGUCUGUUCAAGAGGAGUUUUUUGCUGUUGAAACUCAUAGCUGUUGUCUUUGCUGUACUUCUAUUUUGUGAAUUUUUAAUCUAUUACUUAGUAAUCUUUCGGUGUAAUUGGCCUGAGUUGAAAACUCCAGCCUAUGAUGGUGAACAAGAGACUCUUGAACCUGUGCUGAAAGCCAUGUUUUUGGCUGAUACCCACUUGCUUGGCGAAGUAAGAGGCCACUGGCUAGACAAAUUACGAAGGGAAUGGCAAAUGGAGAGAGCCUUCCAGACGGCUCUGUGGUGGUUGCAGCCGGAAGUUGUCUUCAUUCUGGGGGAUAUCUUUGACGAAGGGAAGUGGAGCUCCUCCCAGGCCUGGGCGGAUGAUGUGGAGAGAUUUCAGAAAAUGUUCAGACACCCGCGUCACGUGCAGCUGAAGGUCGUUGUUGGUAACCAUGACAUUGGCUUCCACUAUCAGAUGAGCACAUACAGAAUAAAACGAUUUGAGAAAGUUUUCAACCCUGAAAGGCUGUUUUCAUGGAAAGGAAUUAAUUUUGUGAUGGUCAACAGCGUUGCACUGGAAGGGGACGGCUGCAACAUUUGCUCUGAAGCAGAAGCUGAACUCAUUGAAAUUUCUCACAAACUGAAUUGCUCCCGAGAGCAGGAACUUCACUCCAGCCAGUGUGGGGAUGGGCAGCCGCUGCCGAGGUCAGCCCCAGUCCUUCUGCAGCAUUUUCCACUUUACCGGAGAAGCGACGCUAACUGCACUGGGGAGGAUGCGGCACCUCCAGAAGAAAGGGGCACCCUGUUUAAGGAGAGAUAUGACGUGCUUUCUCGGGAGGCCUCACAAAAGCUGCUCUGGUGGCUGCGGCCACGCCUGGUCCUCAGUGGCCACACGCACAGCGCCUGCGAGGUGCUCCACGGGGCAGGAAUCUCUGAGAUCAGCGUGCCGUCUUUCAGUUGGAGGAACAGAAACAACCCCAGUUUCAUCAUGGGCAGCAUGACAUCCACAGAGUAUGCCCUGGGCAAGUGCUACAUUCCCUUCGAGAGCACGGUUCUGAUCACAUAUUGUGGAACAGCCGGGUUCCUUGUGGUCCUCAUAUUAAUUCACUUUGGGUUUCUAGAUUCGCCUUUUAUUUUUGGUUGCCAACUGCUCAGAAAAUUUAAGACAGUGUGAAGAGGAGACUUUCUGCUUUUAGUAGUAAA
This is a messenger RNA of Rhinolophus ferrumequinum (greater horseshoe bat), 1913 nucleotides long. RefSeq names its product metallophosphoesterase 1 (gene MPPE1). NCBI's taxonomy places the organism in Eukaryota, Metazoa, Chordata, Mammalia, Chiroptera, Rhinolophidae. The transcript is spliced from 11 exons. The record is from RefSeq and is a predicted model, not a curated record. Gene Ontology annotation, molecular function: phosphoric diester hydrolase activity. Gene Ontology annotation, cellular component: endoplasmic reticulum-Golgi intermediate compartment. Bases 694 to 1884 code for a protein of 396 amino acids. Gene Ontology annotation, biological process: GPI anchor biosynthetic process; endoplasmic reticulum to Golgi vesicle-mediated transport.